Endocarpon pusillum Z07020 is the source of this 2172-nucleotide messenger RNA. RefSeq lists its product as uncharacterized. Gene Ontology annotation, molecular function: chromatin binding. Lineage: Eukaryota; Fungi; Ascomycota; Eurotiomycetes; Verrucariales; Verrucariaceae. The coding region runs from base 1 to 2172 and encodes 723 amino acids. Gene Ontology annotation, cellular component: nuclear inner membrane. The record is from RefSeq and is a predicted model, not a curated record. The transcript is spliced from 2 exons.
AUGGCCACCUCAGAUGACGAAUUGGCCUACCUCCAGCCAGGGUUUGCGUUAUCGUCCUUGACUGUUCCGAAACUGCGAUCCAUUCUUGUAUCGCACGACAUCACCUAUCCCUCCUCCGCAAAGAAACCUCAGCUGAUCCAGCUCGUUGAAGACCAUGUUCUACCCCAUUCGCGCAAGAUCCUCAAUGCUAGAGCACACACCAAGCGCACAAGUAAAGGCAUUACCGACAUGCCGAGCAGUCAGGAAUCGAGCACGGUUGACGGAGAAGAUGAGGACGAAAUGCCACCACCACCUGUGCCAGCAAAGACGCCGGCAGCGGCUGCCGCCAAAGAAGAAGAGUCGUCUCCUCCACCUACCACCGCAAGAAGGGCUCCGACACCAGGUGGAAGAAAGAACACCGUUAAACAUCCAAGAGUCUCGGAUACGGACACAGAUACGGAGAAGAUCAGGCCAUCUGCGAGGAAAACUAGGAAGAGCGAAGCUCCUACAAUCGUGUUAGCCCCUCAUGUCCAUAUCGAUGAGCCUGAUCUACCGGUCAAAUCGGAGCGCAGGGCCAAUGGUGAAAGUCCAUUUACAUAUGACAAUCCCUUCCAGUCAGGCAGUUCCCCAUCUGCUGACAAUCGAAGAAUAUCAGCAUCGUCAAGCCGGUCUCGUAAAAGCCUGGGUAACGUCAAAGAGGACCGGAGGAAAUCGAGCAGCGCACGACGGAAAACCACAUCUCCGAAUGAGCGUCCUGCAGAACAGGAAGAUGGCAUUACCGCUCCAUCUCGCAGCACGUUCGAGUUCCCAGUCUCACGUAUCAAAGCUGAGCGUCAGGAAGAAAUAGAACCGACCGAAGAAUUCACACCGGAAGAGCAAUUGGAGCUCGUUCGCGACCGAGCAGCCCAGGGCUACUCGGGUAGUCAACUCAUUCCAGCCCGUCAAUCUACUCUAACUCGUCGAGCAAGACAGCCAGCCAGCACAGCCACCAAAUCUGCCACUUGGGGUGUCCUUCUCACGCUGCUAGGAUCAAUAGGCGCAUGGUACCGCAAAGAAAAGAUCGAUAUCGGCUAUUGUGGUGUCGGUCAACCCGAUUGGUCGCUCUCGAACUACAACACCAACAUUCCUACUUGGGUCAAAGAUACUCUACAGCCUGCCUGCGAGCCAUGCCCUCAACAUGCCUUCUGCUACCCCAGCAUGGAGAUCAAAUGUGAGCAUGAUUUUGUGCUGAAGCCACAUCCGCUGAGCCUGGGAGGCUUGAUUCCGCUGCCACCCACCUGUGAACCUGAUGGUGAGAAAGUCCGUAGGGUAAAAAUGGUGGCUGACAGAGCUGUGGAAGAGCUGAGAGAGCGCAGGGCAGCUUUCGAAUGUGGAGAGGAUAUCAAGAAUCUACAGAGUACGGAGGACAGUGGGGAAGGCCAGACAAUCGUGAGAGCCAGCAAGCCUAAGUUGGAGAUUUCAGAAGAGGCGCUGAGGGAGGAAGUGGGCAAGAUGAGGCGCAAGGGCAUGUCGGAUGCUGAAUUCAACGAUCUCUGGCAGGGGGCGCUCGGGGAGAUUACUGGACGAGAAGAAGUUGAGGUCAUUCGAGAUGGAUCUGGCUCUAUCCUCCUCUCCAGCAGCUCCCUCGCCCGCUUCCCCCUCGGCUGCGCCAUCCGGCUCUCCGUCCUCCGCACUCUAUCCCGAAAUCGACUCCCUCUUUCAGUUCUAGCCGUCGUCAUCCUCAGUAGCAUCUACGCCCGCCACAAAGUCACCACCUACCGCUCCGCCACCGCACAAAUCCCCACCCUCGUCAACACGACCCUGGACCGCCUCGCAACGCAGGCCGCGCUGGUUGCUGACGGCAGAGUCAGCGAGGGCUUCAUCAGCGUCGGCCAGUUGAGGGAUGAUGUGUUGAGGAGCACGUUUAGCAAGGAGGAGAGAGAACGGAUCUGGGCCGGCGUCAAGCGGGUGGUGGAGCAGAAUUCGAAUGUGAGGGCUGGGAACCGCGAGGGCGAGAGGACCGGCGAAUGGAGUCGGGUUUGGGAGUGGAUUGGGCCGGUGGAUUUCCAGGUUAGGGGGUUAGAGGGGGGGAGAAGGAGUGGAGGCUUGAUCAGGGAGGCGGGAGAGGAGGAACAGCAGCAGAAUCAUGCCGAAGGCGGAGAGCUAGUACAGGGCAGUAGUAGGAAAUGGGACGAAGGGAGGCCGAUUUAUUGA